Messenger RNA from Lymnaea stagnalis (great pond snail), 5693 nucleotides. The record is from the annotation of a GenBank genome assembly. Lineage: Eukaryota; Metazoa; Mollusca; Gastropoda; Lymnaeidae.
CAAGAUCGUUUCGUUUCUUCAUGACGUGGUUCUAAAUUUUAAAAAAGAAAAAUAUUCUAGAAGAAUAUAAAAAUAACCAAAUGUGUAUUUCCAUUAAAUGACCAAUGAAAUCAAUUCGGCCACGUAAUCUAAGGGUUUGAGUUUAUAAGUCUUUGCUUCUCUUAGAUAUUAUAUUCAAAAAUUUCACCAAAGAGGUUUUCAACGGACUUAGAUUGUUAUUUUGCUAAAUACAUUUUGGACAGUUUUUUGUUAAAGUAUUUCGUGAGGGAAAAAAAGAAGGUACGUCUGCGAAUAACUUUCAUGUUAUUGUUGUUGUUGUUGUGCGUAUCAUAUUCUUUUUUUUGUGUCUUUUUGUUUUUUUGUAAGAAAGACUUAUGAAAUUCUGAAAUUGACAACUAAAAAAAUAAUAGCAACCAUACAGAUGUCAUUUAAUGUUAUGUAUCUAAAAAGCUCGAAAACAAAUCAAAAGCUCCUUUCAAUUUGUCAGAGUUGUAUAAUUGUUUUAAUUUUUUUUCUAAAUAGGUGUAUAUUUUUUUUUAAAGUAAACAACUUUUUAAAGAAUCUUUUCCACAGUAUUCACUUUUUUUGCUGGGAAAAUGUCUGUUUGUAACGCUGGUAAAUGGAUAAGGGAUUAUCAGACAAGAAAUGGCUUACAAGGUAAGCGGGUACGUCGACGGUUCUCAAACCAGAUCUAGCCCUAAUGCACCCAACAUCUAAAAGUAUUUGCUUUCUUCCGGUCCUCCUACUUCUAGAGCAGUGGUCUUCAAAGAGGACACUCACAGGGGUGCUAAGAAACUUCUAAGGGGCGCUGAGAACAGUCUAAAGGGCACUAAGAAUAUUCUAAACGGCACUUAGAACAGUCUAAUGGGCAGUAAGAACAGCCUAGAUGGCACUAAGAACAGUCUAAACAGCACUAUAAAAAGCUCAGUCAAAACAGCACUUAGAGCAAUUUAAAGGACACUAAAAACCUUCAAAACAGCACCAAGAUUAGUCUAAAGGGCUCUAAGAUUAGUCUAAAGGGCACUAAGAUUAGUCUAAAGGGCUCUAAGAUUAGUCUAAAGGGCACUAAGAUUAGUCUAAAGGGCACUAAGAUUAGUCUAAAGGGCACUAAGAUUAGUCUAAAGGGCACUAAGAUUAGUCUAAAGGGCUCUAAGAACAGUUUAAGGAGCGCUAAGAGCCUCAAAGAGGGGUGGGACUGCUGGUGAAAUUCACACCCAUAGAAUUUUAAAAACACUAUUUUGAUUUUAUUUGUUAAAAAACAAGUCCAGGAAAAGCAUUACUGUAAGGAGUUCUGGAAAGGACAGAUGAGAAGAUGUCCAAUUAUUAAAAAUAUGACAGAUGAGCAAGGUGCAAUGGGGAGACAAUGUUUAGAAUUGAACUUAGAAGAGUGGAGUCACCGAAUGAUUUUCAAGCUUUUCAAUGCAUGCACACCUUUUGUUUUCUUUGAAAAAUAGAUAAUGUCUACUCUGGCGAACAAGUAUCUCACCAUGUUACUUAAUUCUGUUUUAAUAAUGAAUUGUCCUGCCUUAGAAAUGUCGUGUUCCUGAAUCAAGUUAGCCAGUUCAUGACCGAUUUAGUCAUUUACAUAUGUUCAAUCAGAAUUCAGGUAAGUUUAUUUACCUUUUUUUUUCUAAUUGUUAUUACAUUAAAAUUUCAAUCCAUUACCAGGUUCUAUAAAUAGGAAAAAUGUAGUACUUUCAUACGGACAUGUAGAGUGGUCUGCAUUAGAUUUUGUGGUAAGUAAAUAAGCACGUGGUUUUAUUUUUUUUAUAGAAAGCAGUUAUGACAAAUCACAAACAUUAAUUUUGACAUUUUUGAUUUUAACACAAAAAAAAAUUCUUAGAGACUGUUAGAAAAUCAGACUCUACCUGUAACUUCAACGUCGAAUAGUUUAAACUAAAUUCUAAAUUAGUUUUUUACCCUAUUGUUUUUAUUUAAUAUCCCAAAUCAAGCUAAGAUGAAUUUCUUGCUAGCCAUUGACGUCCCACAUGUGUGUUUCAUGUCCAAUGUGAUUACUGUAUCUUUGUGUUUUCGUGAUGCCGGGGAAAUCGGCCUUGCCAAGCAGCCUGGCAGUGGCAGUCGCAGUGGCAGCUUUUAAAUCUAGAUACUCCACAGUGCCCUAUUUAAAAAAAAAAAAAAAACACAGGUUAAAUGAAACGUUGAACUGAUUGAGGAUACUGUAGCGCUUAAGAACGGGUUGAAAUUGGUUAAACAUGUCUUACAAUUCAGUAAUCAUUAACGUCAUCAUCCUUUUUUUCUUGUCUCUGGCAGAAAUGAUCAUGGUCUUUUUAUUUUUUUUAUUUUUACCAAUCUUUUUUAGUCCCCAAGUCUCCAUUUAAUCCAUUUUUUUUUAUUUAUUAGCUCUGAUAUUAUGUUUUGGUAGCGCUGAUUGAUGCAGGUAUGUUUUGAUUUUGCCUUGAUAUUCCUUGUUUAGCUAGUAUGUAACAGAUGCCUCAUUUCCCGAAUAUUGCUUUGUCGCCUUAUACACUCUGCCCCUUAAUCCACUCUUUCCCCUUAGUCCCUCUGUCUCCUUAUUCCUUUGCCCUCUUAUCAAUUCUUCCGCUUAUCUAUUUUGUCCCCUAAUCUAUUUAUUUAUUUAGGCAUUGUUAUAUGGCGCUUACCUAAAGCUCUAAGCGCUUUACAAUUAUUAAAAACAUGUAAACUAAGUAAAAUAAAAAUGAAAAACCAGAGACACUAGGAUAGUAACUACUAUACUAUAGAAACAAUUAAAAUGGCUAUACAACGAGUAGACAUUGGCACGUUUUGGCCUAUACUACAGGAUCAACCCGAGACAGAAAAGGAGGCAGGGCAAGGAGGGUGCAUCACAGGUCAUAGGCGGACCUAAACAGAUCUAUUCUGUCGCCUAAUUUUUUUCUGUCCCCACUCUAUUCUGUCCCCUGCCUUUGAUUAGGUAUAUCGAUUACAAAUUAUUGUCACUAAUCGGUGGUCACUUAUCCAACCCUUUCAGGAUAAUCAGACUUAUCCAAUGGCUGGAAAUGAAGGACGUGUUUUUACUACGGAGAUUGGAACUGAGGUGGAAAUUACCUCUGGGAUGCUGAGGGGUAAAGUAUUUUGGUGAUUGUGGUGGUAAUCUGGGGGGUGUACAUACUAGACCCUGUUUUGUGUCUAAGCGGGAUGGGAGGGGGGAUUGGAAGUAAGUGAUAUCAAUUUUUUGUUGUUUUGGGGUAGAGAUUAGAUCAAGGCAUAGAGAGUAUAUAAAUUAACGUUUCAUUUUGACAGGACUUCAUCGUUAUGUGUCACUUCCGCUUAACGGCCUUCCAUGGUACGUCACAAAUCUGGUCAAUGACCCUAUAGAAAUUGAUGUCGCAAGACGAAAAAAUUACGACACAGACGAGUGUGCAUAUACAGUGGGGGAAAUACAGCUCGCUAGGAAUCGCUUUGGUAAGCAUGCUUUAAUUUAUGUCGACACGUUUUUGCACUAGACCUGUCCGUUAAUUUGUGCAUCCAGAACUUGAUUAGUUAAACAGUAAAAUUUGACAGAUGAAGGCAAGACUGGAAUACAUUUUGGUAAAUUAUAUGACAGCUUUACCGAUAAUGUAUGUUUAUGAAUCAAUAUUCAUGACACAAACAUCAUUUCUACCUUCUACAGUUUUCAAUUAUCUUGCUUCAUAUAAAUAUAAAAAAUAUAAUUACAAUUUUUCUUGAAGGUUUAAACAAAAAUUCCAGAGGACAGGAUGGAUUUGAAGUAAUCGAUAUUAAUUUUACCCACCCCCCCCCCACCCCAAAAAAAAAAAUUAAAAAAUCAAUGUUUUCUUUAGUAUAGGUGCUAAAUAGAACCGCAUUCCCACAGAAGUAUUAACUUCAUUUAUUAGGAAUAUUAAAAUUAUUUAUAAGAAAUAUAAACAUCAUUUAAUAGGAAUAUCAACUUAGGAAUAUCAACGUCAUUCGUUAAAAUAUUUGAGACCCAUUGACAACCUUAACAAUAAGGACAGCUGAUUUUCCGUGUUUCCAUCGAGUUUGGGCUUUUGAUCAAAGUCGUGUUCUCCCAAACAUGAGUUUGAUUGGCUCACAAUUUAGAGUUAAGCACCGUAGUUCCAAAACUAAUUCAAAUGAAAGCAAAAGAAGCUCGAGGUCUGCUAUGCAAACUAAUUCCGUGCAAGAUUCCUUGACAAGAGUUUGUUGACUAAUCAAUCUUUGCAGAUUCAGAUUGUUCUUUAGUCAAUCUUAGCAGACUCAGAUUUUCGUUUAAUCAAUCUUAGCAGACUCAAAUUGUCGUUUAAUCAAUCUUAGCAGACUCAGAUUGCUGUUUAAUCAGUCUUAGCGGAAUCAUUUUGUCCACUUAAUAUCUUAGCAGACUCAGAUUGUCGACUAACUAUCUUAGCAGAAUGGGAUUAUCCUCUGGGCUAAGCUGGGAGCGUCAAAUUGGCCUUGUGGCCUCUAUGGCACUGAGCCAAAAGAACACAACUGAGCCUGAAGAAUAAUUGCAAUGCUCCAUUAAAUAUAGGUUUUGGUCUGACUUACGGAUAUGAGCUUAUGUGACCCACGGGACAGUGGCUCAACAAAAUUUCGUUUGAGGACCACUGCUCUAAAGCUUUUAUGGUCUCUACUUCAAAUUUGAAAAAAAAAAACAUCUUUAUAAAUCCAAAAUAAUUGAGUGUUUAAGAUUGUCGUUUUUUCUCUGUUAGCGACUUUCAAAUGCGAUGUACAGUUGAAAGGAUAUGUCAUCUUCAACACUUCAAUCUAUGGUGGGUCACUCCAGAGUGCGGAUGAAGUUGAUAUACGUGAGAUCGUCAGGCAUACAUCCUGGACCUUGGAGGGAGAAUGCACAUUCCAUCUUGGCCUGAACGACAGCAUCGUCUGGUAUUAAGAAGUGAUUGGGAUAUAACCACACAUUGAUUUGGAUGGAGUAAAUAGUGAUUGGGAUAUAACUACACAUUGAUUUGGAUGGAGUAACAUAGUGAUUGGGAUAUAACUACACAUUGAUUUGGAUGGAGUAACAUAGUGAUUGGGAUCGAGAUACGUAGCGAUUGGGAUAGAGUUACACAGUCACGGGGAUAGAGUUACACAUUGAUGGGAUACAUAUUGUCUGGGAUAGAGCUGCACAGUGAUUGGGGUAUAGAUACACAGUGAUUGGGAUAUAAUUACAUUGUGUUUGGGAUAUAGUUACUCGGUGAUUGGGAUAUAGUAUUGUGUUUGGGGUAUAGUUACACAGUGAUUGGGAUGUAGUUACCUAGUGUUUGGGAUAGAGUUACACAGUUUUUGGGAUAGUUACACAGUUAGGGAUAGAGUUACACAGUGAUGGGAUAGAGUUACAUCUUAGACGUUGGCUUUAAGAUUAUUAAUUGCUCUCGUCUGUAUGGUACAUGUUUUCAGUUAUGUGUGGACUGGAAUUUCAGUGUAUUUUUUUGUGUGUUUUGUUACUGAUACUGUCUUUUAAAAAUAUCAUGUAUUUUUUAACUCAAGAGCAAGAACACAUCUUUAUUAUUAUUUUUAUUUAUUUUUUGGGGAAAAUUUUAAUUAAUUUUUUUUAAAGUGUUCUUUAAUUUACUCAACACCCAAGAUCGUGGUAUCAUGCACUGCCUUGUUGAGUUACUCAUAUAUGUUUAACUAACAAAAUUAUUUCUAGAUGUCUAAUGUAUAAGUAUUAUUGUUUUAUUAUUGUUGUAUUGUUGGUUUAAUUAAUGCUUCAAUAUCUGGUAACAUAAAUGUAUAGGGGGUUUUAUGGCCGGGGG